Molecule: messenger RNA, 2004 nt
Organism: Microthlaspi erraticum
Lineage: Eukaryota; Viridiplantae; Streptophyta; Magnoliopsida; Brassicales; Brassicaceae
Source: the annotation of a GenBank genome assembly
AUGAAUAUACACGGCGUCUCAGGCCAUCCCGAACCUGAUUCAGAACAUCCUCCGAUAACAGCUUCAAGUCCUCCGACUCCGAAGCUGAAGAUUAGUCCCAGAUUGAAUCGCUGGUCCAUGGCCAGAGCUUUACGAUCCGGUGUUAAAAUUGACCGUCCAAAACAUAACUCGCCUCGCCGUCAAGUAACGGAGGAGGAGGACGCUGAUAGGAAGACGACGUCGAAUAUAGACGGUGGUGGUGAUGACGUGGAGAUAACGGCGGGAAAGUCUCUAUAUUUGGUUUCCGACGGGACUGGGUGGACGGCGGAGCACUCCGUUAACGCCGCUUUGGGUCAAUUCGAAGAUUUCAUGCUCAAUCGUGGGUCUUCUGUAAAUACACAUCUCUUCUCUUGGGUUGAGGAUGAGGAGAAGCUGAUAGAGAUUAUAAAGCAGGCGGCGAAAGAAAAGGCAAUGUGUUUCUACACUUUAGCCAAUCCUUCAAUGUCGAAAUCCGCAAAACAAGCUUGUGAUCAACAUGGAGUGCUUUCGGUUGACAUUCUAGGACCAAUCAUCGAAGGCAUCGCGUCUCACUUGGGUGUUUCACCAUCAGGUCUGACCCGUGGAGCUCAAGGCAGGGUCAAGACUCUCAACGAUGCAUAUUUCAAAAGAAUCGAAGCCAUUGAGUUUACCAUUAAGCAAGACGAUGGGACUUUACCAGAGAACUUAAGCAAGGCUGAUAUCAUUCUUGUCGGGGUUUCACGGACAGGGAAGACGCCCUUGUCGACUUACAUUGCUCAGAAAGGGUAUAAAGUCGCGAACGUACCGUUUGUGAUGGGCGUGGAACCGCCCAAGACGCUCUUCGAGGUUGAGCCGAGGAAGGUUUUCGGUUUGAAGAUCGAACUCGUUGUGCUGCAAGCGAUUAGGAGGACACGGGCUAAAACGUUAGGCGUGGAUAGAGAAGCAGAGAACAAUUACUCGGGGUUCGAUCUUGUUCGGAGAGAGCUAGAUUUCGCAACAAGGAUCUAUGCCAAAAACCCCGGAUGGGCUCUAAUAGAUGUGACGAAUAAGGCGAUUGAAGAAACCGCAGCUGUGAUUCUGAGGCUUUACCAUGACGCUCAAGUCAAUGCGCAAGGCUUGAAGGUAGGUUUCUACGGCAAAACAUGCCCACAAGCGGAGGGUAUUGUCAAAAAGAUCGUGUUCGCUGCGAUGAAGAAAGCGCCUACGCUUGGUGCUCCUUUGCUUAGAAUGUUCUUCCACGAUUGCUUUGUUCGGGGAUGUGACGGAUCAAUUUUGUUAGAUCUACCGAAAAAUCAAACCGAGAAGAAUGCUGUUCCUAACCUAAGCCUUCGAGGGUUUGGAAUCAUAGACGAUUCCAAGGCAGCUUUAGAAAAAGUGUGUCCGGGCAUUGUUUCUUGCUCUGAUAUCCUAGCCCUCAUCACUAGGGACGCGAUGGUUGCUCUUGAAGGACCAUCAUGGGAAGUUGAAACCGGAAGAAGAGACGGUAGGGUUUCUAAUAUCAACGAGGUUAACCUGCCAUCACCUUUUGAUAACAUCACCAAGCUUAUCACCGAUUUUCGUUCUAAGGGACUCAACGAGAAAGACCUAGUCGUGCUUUCAGGUGGACACACUAUUGGAUUGGGACAUUGUCCUCUAAUGACAAACAGGCUUUACAACUUCACCGGAAGAGGAGACAGCGACCCGAGUUUGGACUCGGAGUACGCCGCUAACCUGAGGAAGAAAUGCAAGCCGACCGAUACCACGACGGCUCUAGAGAUGGAUCCGGGAAGUUUCAAAACAUUCGACGUGAGCUACUUCACGCUAGUGGCUAAAAGAAGAGGGCUUUUCCAGUCGGAUGCUGCUCUAUUGGACAACUCAAAGACUAGGGCUUAUGUCUUGCAGCAGGCAAGAACUCAUGGGUCAACGUUCUUUCAUGACUUUGGUGUCUCAAUGGUCAAAAUGGGUCGGAUCGGAGUUCUUACGGGUCGUGCCGGGGAGAUCCGUAAGGUGUGUUCUGUUGCUAGCUAA